CUGAUGAGACAUCUUCUCUCUGACACACAGUCCUGUGGUGGGUUUUUCUCAGCAGUUGCAUCUCUGUUGGCUAUAUUGUGACAGCUCUCAGGACGACGCGGAGACGUUCAUCUGACUUUCUUGAAGAAGCUGUGGUUAGUAGGACCGACGUGGUUCCACCUUUAGAUCAUUUAGAACAGUCGUGUUGUAGGAGUUUCCUCUUCUCGUCGCUUUAAGGGAGUAAUUCAGCUUUUCAGGAGGAAGUUAGUGUUUAUUUCUCAAAAGUGGCCGCUGGCAGAGAGUACGGCCCGUGAGUUAUGCUGAAGCCUGUCAGUACAUCAGGAUGAGCACCACAGAUGGAGCCGGGCCCCCCGAACACGAUGGAGAGGCCCGCGUUGUCCAGAUCUACCCCAGGCUUCCCCAGGACACAGCCACCUACUGUCCCCUGCAGGUCAGCGCUGGGGACACGGCAGGGGCGGUCGUCCGAAACGCCGUGGUCACUCUGGGCCUGGAUGCCAGCCGGACGUACAGCCUGCUGGAGGUCAGGAGACCUGGGAAGGAGGAGAGGCUGCUGGAGGCCGGAGACCACCCUUUGGAGAGAGUCCUGCUGUGGCCAAGAGGGGCCCAGAGGUGGCACCCUCAGAGCCAAGGGUACUACUUCAUCCUGCAGGACCAGCAGGCCAACAAUGGAGGCAACCAAGUAGAGAGCAGCAGAGAGGACUACGAUGACCUCUGUAACCUGCAAACUGUGACUGAGGAGAGUGUUCUGGCGGCUUUACGCCAGCGCUUCUACAAGCUCAAAAUCUACACCUACGCCAGCAACAUCCUCAUCGCCAUCAACCCCAAUAAGUUCCUCCCUCUUUACUACAAUCCCAAGUAUGUCAAGAUGUACGAGAACCAGCCGCUGGGCAAACUGAGCCCUCAUAUAUUUGCCAUAGCAGACGUGGCCUUCCGUGCAAUGCUGAACCGGCAGGUCAACCAGUGUAUUGUGUUGUCCGGUGAGAGCGGCUCGGGGAAGACUGAGAGCAGCAGUUAUCUCAUCCACUGCCUGACCGCCCUCAGCCAGAAGACGUACUCCAGCGGACUGGAGCGGACCAUCCUAGGGGCCGGCCCGGUGCUGGAGGCCUUUGGAAACGCUAAAACGGCAGAGAAUAACAACUCCAGUCGCUUUGGGAAGUUCAUCCAGCUCAACUAUCUGGAGAGUGGUGUCAUCAGAGGGGCAGUUAUUGAGAAGUGCCUCCUGGAAAAGUGCCGCGUAGUGUCCAGACAUCAAGGGGAGAGGAACUACCACGUGUUUUACUAUCUGCUGGCGGGCGCGUCUAAAGACGAGCAGGAAGAGUUUCAUCUGUUAAAGCCGCAAGAUUAUCUCUACCUCAAGCAGGAAGACUUCCAUUUAGACGAUACGGAGAAACUUCGGCAAGAGUACAAGAGGCUGCAUCAAGCUAUGGAGAUGGUUGGCUUCCUGGCCUCCACCAAGAAACACAUAUUUUCAAUCCUCUCUGCCAUCCUGCACCUGGGCAACGUGACGUACACGCUGUCAAAGGCCACCAACGUCCUGGAAGUCGGACCAGCUGAAGUUCUCUCCACACUGUCUGACCUGCUCAAAGUGAAAAAGGAGCUACUGGUGAAGACUUUGACCAAGAGGAGAGUCGUGACCGCCAACGACACCGUAGUUUCGCAGUACACACUACAAGAGGCCUACACAGUGCGGGACUCCAUGGCCAAGUCUUUAUACAGCGCUCUGUUUGACUGGAUCAUCCUUCACAUCAACCAUGCGAUGUUCAACCGACGAGACAUGGAGGAGUCGGUCCCCUGUUUGUCCAUCGGUGUCCUGGAUAUGUUUGGAUUUGAGAACCUCCAGACAAACAGCUUUGAGCAGCUGUGCAUCAACUACACCAAUGAGAAACUGCAGUAUUACAUAAACCAGCACAUCUUCAAGCUUGAGCAAGAAGAUUACGUGUCAGAGGGUAUCACCUGGCAAAACAUCGACUACACCGACAACAGCGGCUGUAUUCAGCUGAUCAGCGAGAAGUCAACUGGACUCUUUGACCUGCUGGAUCAGGAGAGCAACGACCCUCAGGCCACAGAUGAAACCCUGCUGGAAAAGUUGAAGCAGCAACAUCAGGACAACCCAUUAGUUGUUCCAUCCUCACAUGGAGAACCAACUUUUGUCAUUCAACACUUUGCUGGAAGGAUUAAAUAUCACAUCAAGGAUUUCCGGCAGAAAAACACAGAGCACAUGGGUCCUGAGGUCAUAGCACUCCUACGGAGCAGUGAGCGGGCGUUUGUUCAUCACUUGGUUGCAUCCAGUCCAGAAGCUCUGUUCAGAUGGGGAGUCCUCCGAGCCACCAUCCGCAUCCUCACAGUAUUCAGGAAACUGGGACGCCAGCGGGCAGAAUCAUUAUCUGCUAGACAAGACUCCCGCAUAACCCUCAAAGAGAUGAAACUGCGCAGCACUAUGGAUAGACUGUCCAGCAACAGCCUGUCUCUGGAUUUCUCCUUUGAUCGAUCUGAUGAAAAUCCUCUUGAUGUAUUUGAAGACAUCUUUGUCAAUUAUGAAAAGAGAAAGACAAAUCGAGGCAGUCGACAGAAGCAGCUUAUUCCAAAGAACCUCAUGGAUUUGCAGUCCCUCAGACAUAUCGUUGGUCUCGCCGCACACGACCGAACCAGCAAAUUCAUCUUCCACCCUCAUCGGAGGACGAAGCCCCCGACAGUAGGAGCUCAGUUUCAGGCCUCACUUGGAAAGCUGAUGGAGUCGAUUGAAAAAGCCGAGCCCCUCUUUGUUUUCUGUGUUCGCUCCAACGCUGAAAAGAAGGAGCUGCACUUUGAUGACGAACUUGUGCUAAAGCAAAUUAAGUACCUAGGCUUACUGCAGAUGGUUCACAUCCAGAAGUCCGGCUACAGUGCCAGAUACACAUUCAAGGGAUUUGUUGAGACGUUCAGAACGCUGCUUCCAAAAGGAGCUGCUGUAACGCCAGAGCACAUAACUCAACUCUUUGAGAAGAUGGAGCUUGAUAAGACCAAUUAUCAAAUAGGAAAAACCAAGGUGUUCCUCAAGGAGAAGGAGAGGCAACUGCUCCAAGACACUCUCAACAAAGAAGUGAUGCGUCACAUCAUCGUCCUGCAGCGCUGGUUCCGAACCUGUCUGUUAAGGUUGCACUUCCUGCAAAAGAGAGAUGCCACAUUGCUUAUACAGAGAAGCUGGCGUGAGUUUUACGAGAACCAAAACCAGGCUGCUACGGUGAUCCAGACAGCAUGGAGGACUUCGCUGAAGAAGUCAAAGCACCAACAUGAGAAGGGGGAUGAUAAGAACACGUCCAAGACCCAGCCUGGACGGAACAGAUCGACUAAAAUGGAAUUAACGAGGCAGCAAAAAGUGGAGCUGAGCCCAAACAGGAACCAGCAGAGGUCCAGCAGCAGAGAGAAGCGGGAGGGCAGAGGAUCCCCUCCCAGUUUCGACAGGCACGUCUCCCUCCCACUGGAACUCAAAGUUGUUGACGGCUCCACCAGCCCCUCUAAAAGCAGCAAUCUACAGCGCUACACAGACAUGACGGCCUUCAAGGAGAAGGCGGAGAGGUGGAAGGAAAGACAGAGCGAGGGUGAACUGACAGAUGAAUCAAGUCCAGAAGUACUGCGGCGAGGAGACAAACUGAGAGACGAGUUUCAGCAAAAAGGGAAGUCCAGGUCUGUUGAUGAACUAUCAAAGAUCAGCUCAUCAGGCUCUGAUAGCUCACCCUCUACCAACGAGAUACCAGCAGAAACUGAUGGGUCAAGGUUCAGUUUUCUAGACAGGAGCAGCAAUGAGGACUCGAGACAACAGGGAUCUAACCAAUCACCACUCACGACUCCUGAGAAGGUUUGGUUUCUUACUAAAUUCCUGAAAAAGAGGGCGCCUAAAUAUUCCCCGGUCAACGAAAGUAAAACAGUCACCUUGGCCAGGUACACUCCACAUCCUUACCAAAGGCCAAACGAGAACAGUGACAGGAUCAGCCGAAACCCGACCAUUAAAAUCAGCCGGGCCACACGGGCGUUGCAGUGCAACACGUCUCUGGAUCGCGAGAUCACCAACCCCAACGAGCUGAGAAACCUGGACGAAUUCCUCGGCAAUCAGGUGAAUGAGCUGCGAAGUAGAAUAAAAGAUCUGUCACCAACGGAGAGCAUCUUCCUCUCAGCCACCAUGCAGUUCAGAGAAACCAUCAAAGGCAUGUACUCUGUCAAGAAGCCCCAAAUCGGCUACAAAGAUUUGAUGAAGGGCUACCACAACCAAGUGAACACACUAGCAGGGUCCAAGAAGAAGACAGAGGUCUCGCUGGUGGUCAACUUGUUUCAGUCAGUGCUGGACGGCUUCAUCAGGGGCGAGAUAAAACGAGGGGAGUCGGAACCAGCCAAGGCCACCAAGACGACGAAGAAGAGGAGGAAAAAGGUCACAUGUCCUAAUAGUCCUCUGGAUCACCUGUUCAGCACAUACCAGGUGAACAUUAUGCAGUCGUGUGACUUGUGUGGCUCCUACAUCUGGGGAAUGGAGAAAGCCUACAUGUGCAGUGCUUGCAAGUUAAUAUGUCACAAGAAAUGCCUGUCCAAAAUCAUCACAGAUUGCUCGACACGGUGUGCCAGACAGGAUGACAGUGUACCUGGCUCCCUUCACUUUGGGGUGCAGGUGUGUGUCCUCACCAGUAAAGUCACCCCUGUGCCCAAAGUGGUGGAGUUGUUGCUGAUGCACGUGGAGCUGAACGGCCUCUAUACGGAGGGUAUUUACCGCAAGUCGGGCUCCACCUGCCGAGCGAGGGAGCUCCACCAGAUUCUGGAGACUGAUCCUGAAGGACCAUGUUUAGACAACUACCCCAUCCACACCAUCACAGGUCUGCUUAAACGUUGGCUCAGAGAGCUGCCGGACCCCCUCAUGACCUAUGCCCUCUACAGCGACUUUCUGCAUGCCGUGGAGCUGCCGGAGAAAGCUGAGAGGAUAAGGGCUGUAUACCAAAAGGUUGAUGAACUUCCUCCUGCUCAUUACAACACGUUAGAGCGAGUCAUCUUUCACCUUGUCAGGGUUGCCAAGGAGGAAGAGCACAAUAAGAUGUCACCAAGCUCUCUUGCUAUUGUGUUUGCCCCCUGCAUCCUGCGUUCACCUGAUGUUGAUGACCCCUUCCUGGGUAUGAAGGAUGUGUCCAAGACUACACAGUGUGUUGAGAUCCUGAUUUCUGAGCAGUUCAGACGCUACAAUGAGAAGAUGCAGAAUAUCCAGCAGCUGGAAUACGCAGAGGCCCUGGCUGUCAAUCAGCUCAAACUGAGGAGACAAAACACGCUCGUUGAAAAGCCUUCAGAGCUGGAUAUUCCAGAUGCGGAGAGGACCCUCAUCGACAGGAUCAAAUCCAUUAAGCAAGAAAAGGUGGACUUGGCCUGCAGGUUACCUGAACUAGAGCAAGAGCAAUCUGACAAUGACAACCUGGACUCAUCGUCGUCGAUGAGCUCCGACAGUCUAGAGGAAAGACUGGGCAGCCUGGACUCGGAAGUACCAGAAAAGGUGACCAUGCGGCGGAAAACCCAGAAACCUGACUGCCCACCUAAACCUGCUGACUUGGCGCACAGAGUCAGAAGUCUGAUGGCUCAGAAAGAUUAUGCACAGGAUGAGUUCACACCAGGACAAAAGACAGAUGUUACCCGAUCCAUGUGCUUCCUGUCCAGCCGAGACAACCCCUCCCCCGACGACAAGCCCCAGAUCACCAACAAGACCUCCAGUAGGAUCUUUGAUGACCUGGACAUCCCUUACAUCGAUGAGGAUGAAGAUUUAACCUGCACGUAACACCACAAGUUGUAAUAAUUGGAAUAUUCUCAAGUAUGUGUUAAAACAAGAUUUGUGAAUGUUAAAAAAAUAACUGUGCACUUUGUUUUAUAGACUUUUCCAUUUUUGAAUGCUGCUAUAGAAACAAAGUGCUUUGAGAUGAUAGAUCGUACGGACUGUCCCUUUAUGGUUUUUCUAACUGAUCAUGAGAAGAACCAAUAGCAACGACUACUAAGCCUCUUAAUAUUCUGUACACUCUAUGUGAUUUUAAACAUACUUCAGAAAGGUACAGUUCAGUUUUUUUAUAAAAGGUAGGUACUUAUGUGAAGCUGUGGGACCAACUGUGUUUCAUCUAUAGAGAAAAACAUGGUGAGCAAUUCAGGAUACAAGUCCCUCCUUUACUAGUGAACAUUAAUCUGAGCUCCUCCACUGUGGUACGAUAGGGAUCUUAUGGUGUUUCGUGGGGGGAUUAAAAAAUGUCUUGUAAGUGUACCAAAAGAGUUUGAUGGAGAAUCAAAGUGCUUCUCCAUUGUACAGAGCGACAUUGCGUCUUGGAGCUCUCAUUGAGUGCAUUGUUGUUCAUCUGAAACUUUUUUUGUUAUGUUUUUCUGCUUUUCAUGUUCCUGUGUUGCUGUGACUGACCACUGAUUCAAUGCACCUGGAAGGGGAAUGGUCAUAUAGCUGCCUUUAAGACUGACUGAAACUAUUCCUCUCUGUAACUUCUCUUGGUAUUGACAGGCUGUGCAGUUUUCACAAAGUAAAUGUUUUGUCUAUACAUGUAGUUUUUUUUUUUGUUUGUUUGUGUUUAAAUAUGCAUGUCUGUACAUUUUAUAUGGAAUAAUGCAAUUUGGGGUGAACAUCCUCAGGGUUUGUCUUUUGUAUAAAUAAACUGACCAUUUUCAAAUGUCUCAUGCUGUUAUAUAGAUGUCAAUAGCCAAUACUGCAGCUUUGACAGUGACACGUCUCUUAACAGUUGAUUGCAUAUUCAUAUAAGACCAGAUUUUAUGUUAGUAUUUCGAGAUGCUCUAUGACAUUAGUUCCUAUGGAGCUUUUUCCAAUCUUUUUAUUGAAAGACCACACUCUUGAAUAGAGAUAAAGAAAAUGCUAAUUAGGUUCAAUGAUUUGUAACUAAAAUGUUAUACUUAAACUACACUAAUACUACAACAGAUUGUACAAGAGAUUUAAUAUAAAACCAAAUUUAAUAUGAUUUAUUGUUAAUGGUUAAAUAGCUUAAGAACUGCCGUUAUAUGUCAAUGAGAUCAUGAAUAAAAAAGAACACCUACAGAAGACCAUUCUGGGAAAAAUAUUGAUUAUCUAUUCAGAAUGAAUGGAUUUCCCACAGUUGUACACACUCUUUGCCAGUUUUCGAGCACAAAAGUUAUUUAUUUUGAUUUAUUUUGAUUAAUUUUCCACCACUUUCUCUUCCUAGAAAUCUCAAAUGCUUAUCUUCAUUUAAUUUGAUGGCCUAAGGGCAAACCCUAUACUAAAUGGAAAGAUAGACAACCAAAUGUUUUGAUAUUUUGAAUCACUUAUAUUAACAACAUAAACAAACAGAUAAGAAAAUUGUUUUUCUCCUGUCUUCGUUCAUUUCAAAUGGAUUUCUAACACUUCAUUUACUUCAAUAAAAUGUAAAGCUCUAUAGGCAAUGUCUGCUUUGAUGGUUUGUGUCUUUUUA
This is a messenger RNA of Anoplopoma fimbria (sablefish), 7433 nucleotides long. RefSeq names its product myosin IXb (gene myo9b). Gene Ontology annotation, biological process: intracellular signal transduction. Gene Ontology annotation, molecular function: GTPase activator activity; protein binding; ATP binding. Bases 323 to 5779 code for a protein of 1818 amino acids. Gene Ontology annotation, cellular component: myosin complex. The record is from RefSeq and is a predicted model, not a curated record. The transcript has 42 exons. NCBI's taxonomy places the organism in Eukaryota, Metazoa, Chordata, Actinopteri, Perciformes, Anoplopomatidae.